This is a messenger RNA of Haemorhous mexicanus (house finch), 266 nucleotides long. Its product is annotated as ATP synthase subunit a-like. The record is from RefSeq and is a predicted model, not a curated record. NCBI's taxonomy places the organism in Eukaryota, Metazoa, Chordata, Aves, Passeriformes, Fringillidae.
GCACAUCUCAGGCUCACUUCAUGACACUCCUCCUACCAAUCAACCUCUUAGGCCUGUUACCAUGCACAUUUACCCCAACCACCCUACUGCCCAUAAACCCAGCCUUAGCCUUCCCCCGACUUGCCACACUCCUCACAGGCCUGCAACACCAACCUUCUGCCUCCCUAGCCUUCAGACCCCCGACUGGCCACCCAACACCACUGCUCCCAGCCCUCAUCCUGACCAAAAUAACAAGCCUGCUCAUUUGCCCUCUAGCCCUGGUGUAG